Adelges cooleyi (spruce gall adelgid) is the source of this 1367-nucleotide messenger RNA. RefSeq names its product epsilon-sarcoglycan (gene Scgalpha). The record is from RefSeq and is a predicted model, not a curated record. The coding region runs from base 304 to 1350 and encodes 348 amino acids. Gene Ontology annotation, cellular component: membrane; sarcoglycan complex. Lineage: Eukaryota; Metazoa; Arthropoda; Insecta; Hemiptera; Adelgidae. The transcript is spliced from 6 exons. Gene Ontology annotation, molecular function: calcium ion binding.
CUCGGCCACAUUUGAACCGUCUUCUUAUAUAUUUUUUUUAUUUCAAUGUGUAACUCUCUUACUCUUGUAGGUGUGCGAGUGUGUGUGUGUAUGCCAUAUGUGUCACACUGUCACGUGUGCACGCGCGCGCGCCUUAAGGACGUUUAUUAGCCGUCACGAUUUUCUUUUCAAACGGCAUUUGCUAUUUUGUCCAUAAUUACUCGGCUAUUAUACCGGUCAUGACGUCUUAUCCGGUCAAGCGACACUGUCGACACUAAAUACCCGCGUACGACGGCACACACGACCAGAACAAAAGCCUAAGCGAUGUGUUAUUUUAGUGUCCCGUCAUGGCUACUAAUAAUAAUAGUAAUUCCCGCUUCAAUGAAUGUCGCAGGCAGAGAAUCGACGGCCUUAGUAAAAAACAUCAACGAAACCGAAACGUUUUACUACGAAAUACGCCCGGAAUUGUUCAACUGGACAAACGGAAUAGACGGUAAUAAGUUCUCUUACACACCGUCGUUGCACAAUUAUCCGGACUUGCCGCCUUGGAUCCGUUACAAGUCCAACGACAAGAACGGAUACGGAUACAUUUACGGUACCCCGCCCGUUACGCCCGAACUACUACAAUUUCAAUUAGAUAUUGUUGGACAAAACAAAAAGACGUAUCAUGUCGUAACGAAAGUUAUCCAGUUAAAUAUUUUCAAAAAACUUGAUAUCGCGAAGUACGAAGUCCGAUUAAAAAUUAAUAAUUUAAAUGUAGAAGAUAUGUUUGAAGAAGAUCGUAUUAAAUCAUUACUGGAUAUUUUCAGACAAAACCUAUGGCUAGAAAGCCAACCAAAUUUAUACGUUACAUUUUUGGCAUCAGCUAGCGAUCUCGGACAACGGAUGCCAUUAGACCCGAGAGAUCAAGAAGGUGUUAUUGUCAAUAUCGGAUGUGCGGCUAAUUUCUCAUCUAGUCUUUAUGAUCUCGAAAAAGAAAUCAGUCCGUUACACAAAAUGAACAAAUGUCCAAAAGACUUUAAAAGAACAAGUGUCGAGAGAUACUUUCGAGCAAAUAGUUUCAACUUAGAUUGGUGCAGCUUUAGACUAGUACCACUUUACAGUGAAUAUUACGACCAAGCUUCAAGUACUGAAAACAAAGUGAAUCGUAAUGGUCAUGUUGAAGAAAACAACAACUGGGAGCUAAUGGAAUCAUUACCAUCUAGUUGGAUAGCAAAUACAGUAGUUACAAACGUUUUUAACAUAUCUUUAAUCGCUUUUGCAAUUGUUUUACUUGGAAUUUUAUCUAGCAUUUGUAUUUUAAAAUGGUACUCUAACGAAAAAUUAAAUACUUUUAAGAAUGUAAUAUUAUGCAAGGAAAUAAACAAUUAAAUCAAAUAAAAAAACUA